This is a messenger RNA of Planococcus citri (citrus mealybug), 983 nucleotides long. RefSeq names its product putative NADP-dependent oxidoreductase YfmJ. Lineage: Eukaryota; Metazoa; Arthropoda; Insecta; Hemiptera; Pseudococcidae. The record is from RefSeq and is a predicted model, not a curated record. Gene Ontology annotation, biological process: prostaglandin metabolic process. Gene Ontology annotation, molecular function: 15-oxoprostaglandin 13-reductase [NAD(P)+] activity.
AUGUCACCAGGUGAUAGAAUUUUUGGAGAUCAAGUAGCAAAAGUUCUCGAAAGCAAAACUCCAGACUACCAAGUGAACGAUCUAAUUGUGGGAAAUUUCGGAUGGCAAACUGUAUCAAUUGUCUCUCCAGCUACGUUACAUGAAACUAGCGGAUUUCCAGCACCGUAUAAAUUAUCGGAUAUUGGAGGCCUAUCGCCAUCUUUGGGGCUAGGCGUUUUAGGAAUGACUGGAAAUGCGGCGCUUUUUGGAUUUUUAGAAAUUUGCGAACCAAAACCAGGAGAAAUAGUGGUGGUGAGCGGUGCAGCAGGCGCGGUAGGCAGUCAUGUGGCUCAGAUAGCCAAACACAUAGGUUGUAUUGUGAUAGGAUUAACUGGCAGUGAUAAAAAAGUGAACUAUCUGCUGAAUGACUUAAAACUAGAUGCUGCCUUCAAUUACAAAACAGUCGACAUCGCAUCAUCUUUAGUGAAAGUAGCCCCUCAAGGAAUAGAUUGCUAUUUUGAUAACGUAGGAGGAGAAAUCAGUAGAAUUGUAAUGGAUCGAAUGAAAACUAAAGGACGUGUUUCAGUGUGUGGUUCGAUUUCAUCUUAUAAUGAUGAACCCAAAAGUUCACCAAAAAAUCCUGUACUCACCCUACCUUCAAUCACAGCAAAACAACUGACGGUGCAAGAAUUUCUCGUAUGGAAUUGGUCAGAUAGAUUCAGUGAAGGAAUUCAACGAAAUCUUGCCUGGAUCAAAGAGGGCUGGCUAAAAUAUCCUGAAAAAAUUUUCGAAGGGUUUGAAAAAUUGCCUGAAGCAUUUAUUGACAUGUUGAAAGGCGGAAACAUGGGAAAAGCUGUCGUUCGAGUAUAAUAUAUUCAAUAGAUUUUUAAAAAAAUACCUACCUAAUUAAAAUCCUCACUUUCUUGUACAAAAUUUCGCACAAAUAAACACCAAUUUACCAUUUCAAGUUUGAUCUUGAAUUCAGAAAUUCUACCCUCUUUUCA